This is a messenger RNA of Galleria mellonella (greater wax moth), 3920 nucleotides long. RefSeq lists its product as uncharacterized. Bases 1 to 3606 code for a protein of 1201 amino acids. The transcript has 4 exons. The record is from RefSeq and is a predicted model, not a curated record. NCBI's taxonomy places the organism in Eukaryota, Metazoa, Arthropoda, Insecta, Lepidoptera, Pyralidae.
AUGUUACCGCAUGUGUUACUAGAUUCACCAGUCUCAGAUAUCCCAUUGUCCUUACUGGUCGAUUCAGGCUCUGCUAUAUGUCUUCUAAAAGAAUCCAGUAUCCAUAAUAACCAAAAGAUAAUUAAAGAAUCCAUUAAACUUAAGGGUAUAGAUCCCGGCGACGAACCGACCCAAACAGUAGGUCAUUUCCAACUCAAGCUCAAUUUAAGUGAUAACAAAUUCGUGCCUUUUAAAUUUCACGUCAUCAGAGACAUUAACCUACCCUAUGAUGGAAUAAUAGGGACCGACUUCCUGACCACUUUUGGUUGUAAAAUCGAUUAUACUAACGAUAGGUUGAAAAUUGGUAAAUUCGAUAUCAAAUUACAUUUUUCCGAACCUUUUUAUGUAAUUCCCCCUCGAACUGAAACCGUUAUUGAAUGUUCAAUUAAGAAGACCAAUCUUAAAGAAGGCAUAGUUACCGAUCAACACAUUUCCGAUAAUAUUCUGAUAUCUAACUGUAUUGUUAAAAUUAAAGACAACAAUUGUGUUAAUCUAACCAUUGCAAAUGUCUCAGAGUCUUUUAUAAAUAUCAAAAAAAACCUAAACCUCAAGGUUGAACCUUUAGAACUUACUGUGUUCCCAGUAACUCCGAAUACCCAAAAGAUAUCUAAACGAACUGAUGAAGUUAUUCGCUCACUAAGAACCGAUCAUUUAAAUCAAGAAGAAAGGGAAGCUCUUAUUGAACUUUGCUCCCAAUAUUCGGAUAUUUUUCACCUCCCCAAUGAUCAAUUAUCCUAUACCACCGCCCUUGACCACAAAAUUAAGACGAGCAGCGAAACUCCUAUUCACACAAAAUCAUAUCGAUUCCCAGAAUUUCACAAAAAGGAAGUAGAGUCACAAAUUAACAAGAUGCUUGACCAGGGCAUCAUAGAACAUUCAUCUUCCCCAUGGAGUUCACCAAUCUGGAUAGUCCCUAAAAAAUUAGAUUCUCAAGGUCAACGAAAAUGGCGAAUAGUUAUCGAUUAUCGGAAAUUAAACGAUAUCACCAUCGGCGAGACAUAUCCUAUCCCACAAAUAUCCGAAAUACUUGAUCAGUUGGGAAACUUCUUUGGCACCAAGGUAUUCAGACCAUAUAUCUAUGGCCAUCGUUUCACUGUUCUAACGGAUCACAAACCAUUAGAAUGGCUAUUCAAGUGCAAAGACCCGGGAUCGCGACUUAUCCGUUGGCGCCUGAAAUUGGAAGAGUUCGAAUACGACAUUCAAUAUAAAAAGGGGAAAAUUAAUACUAAUGCGGAUGCCCUGUCCCGAUUUCCUGUUAACCCAAUCCAACCUGAAAACGCCCCUAGUGCCCAAAGAGAAUCUCCUUCAAUAGAUGAAGAUCUUAUGGACUUAUUAAUAUCACCUCCUUCAUUUAACCCGACCGAUUUCCACCUGGUAGCUGGUGAGGAUAUCUUGCCCUUACCUGAAAUAGACUUAUCUCCAACAGAUCUUCUCGAUACCAACCAGGAUACUCCCACAUUACCUGGAACAACCUUAUCUUCCUUAAAUCCUAAUCAAGACAUUCCAGCGCCAUCUGAAAUAAAUCAGCACUCUAGUGUACAGAGAGCUCUUUCUGAGAUUCCAAAAAUACUUCAAGAGAACCACGAUAUUCCAAUUGCGGGACAUCUUGGUAGUACUGUAUGCUUAAAAGAAUUCAGGAAACUUUUUACUGGAAAAACAUUGAUUAUAAGCAUUAUUUUUAUUAUUUUUAUUUACUAUACAACCAUUAUUUACAGCCCAGUUCGAGGUCAUUCACAACAAGAUUACAUUCAGCCAAUUACUACAAGCUCAGGCCUUUACUAUGAUUAUCUAGGGAACCUUAAGAUUAAUAAUGUAGAGUUAAAAAUACUAAUACCUGUAGACAUUUCUCAUUUCGGCCCAAAUAUUCUAAACAUUGAAACUGCCUUAAAUACUACAGAACAGUUAUGUAACCAAACCAGAAAAGGAAUUGAUGCGGAAUGUCAUAAAUUAUUACUACCACUAACAGUAAGACUUCACGAUAUGAAUAGAGACUUUGCAUCUAUCUCACAUUUAAUGGAUAACAGAUUCAGACGAAACGCUUGGAUAGGAGGUAUAGGAACAAUCCUAAAACAUAUUGUAGGUUCCUUAGAUGAAAACGAUGGAUUAAAAUAUGACGAAGCGAUACGAUCCUUACAAAAUAAUGAAAAACAGUUGGCUUCACUAAUGAAGGAAAAUAUUUUGGUUACUGCCUCUAUUUUAACACAUUUUAAUGAUACUUUAAGUAAAAUAAGAGAUAAUGAAAUUAAUCUUAAUGAAGCUAUCGACAAACUCUCGUUAAAUGUAAAAAACAUUAAAGAAACCACCGAUGAAUUACAAUUACUGGCCAAUAUUAAUGAGAUAGUUGGUAUCCUAGAGACGUCAAUACUCGCUUUAUCAUUCCAAUUAGAAGACAUAAUUAACGCCAUUUUAUUCAGUAGUCAAAAUAUCCUGCACCCUGCAAUGAUAACACCAAGUCAGAUAUACCGAGAGCUUGCCGAUAACUACAGAUACUUGCCCAGCGAUCUCGAAUUGCCUGUAAACUUAGAUAUUAAGUCAAUUUAUCUUAUUUUAAGUAUUUCUAAACUAUUAUGCUAUUAUGUUAAUAAUAAGAUUAUAUUUGUUUUGCAAGUGCCACUGGUCAAUACCAGAGAAUAUGUAUUAUUUCAUAGUAUUAGCUUACCGACACCGUACAACCCUAAAGAACCAGAUUCGUUUAGCUUAAUCAUACCCGAAAAUAAAUAUAUAGCAAUGACCAAAGACAAAUCCCAUUAUUGCGUUUUCGACAAUAUGGAAAUCUGUAAACCCGUAAGUUUGGGAAGUUACAUAUGCGACAUUGAAAAUGUGUAUUCCGUGGAUGCGAAACCUGUAUGUGAAAGUGAAUUAUUGGCGAAAGUGAUAAGUGAAAAACCAGUACAAUGUGAAACCAAAAUAAUAAUAGGAGAACUGGAUGUUUGGAAACCUUUGAAAAACAAUAAGUGGCUCUAUAUUCAAUCGAAACCAAAUAAAGUUUCAAUAGACUGUUUAAAUUCAAAAUUAUACGAAACAACCAUUUUAGGCACAGGCAUAUUGAGCAUCCCGGAUAAUUGUAUUGGAUACUGUAAAAGCACCACACUAAUACCAAGACACAACAUUCUAAAUAUCACUUCACCUAUUAACCAUGUACCAGAAUUUAAUUUGAUUAAUGACACUUGCUGCAACUUAGUUAAGUUAAAUAUAUUUUCAAAUAAUGUGUCUCCUGUUCAACUACAAAAUAUUGAUUUAGAUGAAUUUAGUUCAAAAAAUAAAAUAAUUAUAAAUUCCCUUUUAAAUGAAUUAAGGGCAAUUGAACAUCCUCAAAGCCCACAUAUUGUUAAAUAUGGGACACAAUAUUCUAUUUUUAUAAUUAUAAUCUUAGUGUGUUUUAUUAUUAUUAUAGCAUAUAUAAUUUUUAAGGAAUUUUGUAGAGCCGGCAGCAACCGCCACUUUCGAUUCAACUUUAAGAAAUCAUCUCCCAUAUCUGCUCCCAAAACAAUAGACAACACAACUAACAGACAAGACUCUGAAAUAGAAGUAAUUACACCUAUUGCCCCAUUAAGGACCAGAAUUUGAAAGAGACUCGGAUCAAUCCCAAGUCUCUUCUUAAAGGGGGAGGUGUUAUACCCUAGCCCUGUACGGGUUAGUGCUGCGUUGGCGCUCUAACCCACCUUGGUCAGCAUUUCUGCUUCCCUUGACGAGCAAUGGCCAUUUUUAAGUCAGUCUGUCUCGAGCUUUCAAAGCGAACGGUUGCCUAAGGACAUACAAACUUAUUUUGUCCUAAGUCCUUUAUUUUAAUAUAUCGUGUGUGUAAACCAUUCCUUUUUUUAAAAACCCAAUUGAGGUAAUCCGUAUAACAGUCCGUAACACCGGAGGAAUUUCACACUAAG